UUAAGAUUCCAGCAGUGUUGUGAGGCUUUAUUAAUUUUUAUCUUAUGAUAGAAAUUAUAAUGCCAGUUAUAAAUAAAAUUAUAACUAAAGAGAAAGGUUCUAGACCUAUUUUAAUUGAUUUUGAUAAUGGAAAAGUUAAAAAAGAAGGUAUAUUAAAGCUGGAAGCCAGUCACUAUGAAACACCUAUGAAUGAUCAAAUGGUAGCAGUAAGUUCGGAGAGAUUACUGUACACUGGAAUUGUUGAAGAAGAUGAUCUCUACAAUAACUUCAUCUUGGUCCAUAAUAGACAAAAAGAAGAGAUAAAACUGUAUCAAGUUGAUACUGUAACAGUCCGUGCAAGGUUUCCACAGAAAAAUGUGGUAGAAACAUCCCCCAGGAAAGAAAAUGCAGUAUCUGAACUACAUAAACAAUUUGGAUCAAAAAAAGCAAAGAGGGUGACAGAACAGAGGGAAAGGCUUACCAUGAAGAUAGAUGCAAUUAAGGAGCAAUUGGAAAAAACUGUAGCAAGUGUGAAAAUUGAUAACAUAGAGCAGAACAAUGUAUCAGAAAAUGACAGUAUAUAUAGACCAAAAAUUAAUAGAGACGCAUCAACUCCUGAUGGUGUUUACAAUCUAGAGGAUUUAGUAGAAGCAUACAUUUUGGAUACACUAGCAGUAGAAGCCGGAAAUAUUCUACAAGCUGGAAGUGCUGACCAAUUUGGAUUGUGUCCAUUUGCGACCUCUAAUAUUAAUAAAAUAUUGAUCUCGGCAUCACAAGAAGAAGAAAAAAUACGAAGCAUCACCAUAUUUCUGUAUAUACAAUACCUGAUUAAGUUCAUGGUGACUCCGAUGAAAUUGGUUACCAAAAAAUUUGUAGUCUGUGAUAAAUCUGUUGACGUCAACAAUCAUAUACUUAAUUUGUUUUCAGAAAUGGGUUCACACGGCAGGACGAGACCAUUACAUAUGAAAGACAAAGCACUAUGCUAUACAAUGGUUUUGGCAGCAAUCGCGAUGGAUUUCGAAGUAGACGUGGAGCUUUUAUCGAAAGAUAUGAAAAUCGGUAUCAAAAAAGCUAUAGAAGUAGCAAGGAUUCUUGCAUUCAACGCAAAAGCUAACAACAAAAAUGUCGUGCAAUUGAAACUUCCGUUACCAGCUCCAGUUAACUUUACGCCGAAGAAAGGGAGAAGAUGAACAAAUCUUGAGGAACAAGUUAUGGUUUAUUAUAAUUACUAUUUAAAUGAGAAUAAGCCACGUUCUCAAAAUACAAACAUUAGUAAAUUAAACAAAUUUUGUUUUUUUUGUUACUUGGUGAAAAAAAUUCUUCUAAUAAUUUAAUUUUAUCUGACUCAUAACACACUACCUUCUCUGGAUGUUUUAAUCUCUAAGAACGAUACUAGAUAUGAGACUCAGGUGUAUAGAAAACCAACACACACCAGCAGAUAUUUAAAUUUCAAAUCAAAUCACAGUAUUGAUAUUAAAAAGAGGAAUCAUUAAAU
Molecule: messenger RNA, 1474 nt
Organism: Diabrotica balteata
Lineage: Eukaryota; Metazoa; Arthropoda; Insecta; Coleoptera; Chrysomelidae
Source: the annotation of a GenBank genome assembly